Messenger RNA from Mercenaria mercenaria, 2843 nucleotides. Its product is annotated as cytochrome P450 26A1-like. NCBI's taxonomy places the organism in Eukaryota, Metazoa, Mollusca, Bivalvia, Venerida, Veneridae. Gene Ontology annotation, molecular function: oxidoreductase activity, acting on paired donors, with incorporation or reduction of molecular oxygen; monooxygenase activity; heme binding. Bases 135 to 1538 code for a protein of 467 amino acids. The record is from RefSeq and is a predicted model, not a curated record. Gene Ontology annotation, biological process: sterol metabolic process. The transcript is spliced from 4 exons.
AAACAUGACACAUUCAACCCAAACUACCCUAUAAAAUGAAGUUAUUUCUCCUACUUCGGCACUUUAGCUUCGAAAGCUGAACCGAAAACGUAUUUAAAAAGUUUGAAAUAAAAUUGUUACUUUUUAAAAUAAAUAUGGAUACAUUCAUUACACUGCUAGUAGCUGCUAUAAUUUUGUUGGUGCUCUGGGUUCGAGCAAGACUGAAAGAGGAAACCAGUGCGGGUCUGCCCCCGGGUUCAAUGGGGCUACCUUUGAUUGGAGAGUCGAUUGAAUUUGUUCAAAAAAAGGUAGAGUUCUUCAAAGAAAAGCACAUACAGUAUGGUAAAGUAUUUAAGACAUGCUUGUUUGGAAAAUCCAUCAUAAGAGUCUAUGGAUCUGAUAAUAUCCGUAAAAUUAUCCAAGGCGAGAACAAAAUAGUGCGAUCCUCCUACCCUACAUCGGUUCGCAAGCUUAUCGGCACUCAGUCUAUCUCAAUGAGCCAUGGCGACACUCAUAAAUCCAAGAAAAGAGAAUUGAUGAAAUACCUGAGUCCCGAAUUCUUCCACAACCAUACACCCGUACUAGCACGUGCUAUCGCUGAUCGUAUAGAGCAAUGGUGUAAGAAGCCAGAAAUCGAUCUUUACCAAGAAUGUCAAAAGUUGUUCAUUGAACUGGCCGCCAAGUUUCUUGUCAAUAUUGAUAUUAACGAGGCAGACGUUGCGGAACUACAGCGCCACCUACAAACAUUUACUGACAAUGUGUUCUGCCUUCCAUUCAACAUACCUGGCUUCGGAUUUCAUAAGGCCAUGAAAGCAAAGAUUAAGAUGCGGCAGCUGUUAGUUUCUGCUCUAAACAAGUCCGCAAACAAUAAUGACGUCACAGCAGAAUAUUGCUCCGUUCUACAAGGUCUGAAACAGUCCAGCAGUACAGAUUUCAAUGAUGAAAUAGUUAUGGUAGAUUCUAUUAUAGACCUGCUGUUUUCUGGUUCACAAACGGUUAAUUCUGCUGGAUUUUCCCUAGCUCACAAGCUGUCUAAGAGACCGGAUAUACGUGAAAGGUUGAGGCAGGAUAUUGAUAAACUGGGCCUGACAAGUCCUGAUGAGCCAGUAUGUGCCAACGAUUUAACAGAAAUGACGUAUGUGGAUGCCGUUGUCAAGGAAACACUACGGUUACUACCCCCGGUGGGCGGAGCCUACAGAACCGCCAUAGAAUCAUUUGAAUUGGAUGGUUACACAGUUCCAAAAGACUGGUCGGUCGUGUUCAGUAUAAGAGAGACACACAACCAUGCUGACAGUGUUCAAAACCCAGAUGUGUUCAAUCCGGACCGGUGGCUGCAGCCCGAGUUCGGCAAAGACAAAUACUCCUUUUUACCAUUUGGAGGCGGUGCUCGAAUCUGUCCUGGUCAGGCAUACGCUAAAAUGAUCUUAAAAUUGUUUUCUAUCGAAUUCACGCGCUCGUGUUCUCCAUCAGUAAUAAAAGACAGUGAACUGAAAUUCUGGCCAACACCAAGUCCCAAAGACCAGGUUCUUGCGAAGAUAGAGAGAGUGGAGGCUUUAUAAUUCUUUAUUAAAUUUGACUUGGAAAAUAUUCAAAUACCAUUGAUCUCGGCGCGGGUGAUAACAGACUUAACAUAGAGACAUUUAUUAAAAAAAUGAGAAGCAUAAUAAUCAAAAUCCCGGUGACACUUUUAUCUGUGAUUAUCUAGUUUGUAUUGUAUACAAUUGAUGACAUUAAUUUAUCUAAACUUAAUGUAACUACAUUAUCACUUAAAACUACAUGUACUUGUUUUAUCAACUAAACCAUUUAUUAAUUUUGUAUUCUAUCUAUGCUUGUAUAUUCGCCUGGUGUUUUCACAUUAAUCCUUUUCAUGCUGGACACGUUGCGACAAGUGUAGAUCUUGUUCAGCCUGCACAUCCGCGCAGUCCGAUCAAGAUCUGCACUGUUCACCAUUUAGUCAGUAUCUUUUUGGUAAGCACCCCUUUUAACAGUUAAUAGUACUGUCCAAAUUGAAAGAUGGACAUGUUCAUUAUAGAAAUUUAGCAGGGUAAGGGUUAAUGCUCAUGGCGUAAAAGUUUACUUUAUAAUUUUACUGAAAGGGGAAAAGCGGCCCGACAAAUUUCAGUAUUUGAAAAAAAGUAUACCAUACUAAUAGAUAUAUGAUUACAAAACCGACAGAAAUAGCUUGGCAUAAACUUGUCCCCUUAAACAAUUACAUUGAAGAAUAUAUUAAAACUAAGUAAAAAUGAUAAGUUUAUUAUCUGACUUUGGAAAUUUCACUUUAUGAACGUUUUUUCCCAUUUUGAUUAUUGAAAUACACUGAUGUACUAUAAUAUGUUGUUUAUAUUAAUAUUUAAAUUGUUUUCAUGUUUUACAUAGCGAACACUCAAUAACUUGUCGUCUGCUAUUUGCUGGGUAUCUAAUUAUCAAUGUCAACUUAUUUAUACCAGUUAACAAACGUACUUUAUAUACAUGAAUGUGUUAUCUAGUAUGAAAUAUUUGUUAAACUGACAAUUACUGUUACCGUUCUUUUGUCAAAGGUAUCUUUAGUUCUUUACAUAUUGCUAUAACUUAUUGUGCCAUAAACAGAGUACACAUUUCUUUCUUUGUUCCCAAUAGAAUUAAAUUUUUGCAUUAAAAUUGCAUCACUAUUUCUGUACUUAGAAAGAAUAAGUUGCUGUAAGCGGUAAAACAAUAAAAAAGAUGCUUUCUGUUUCUUGAAAGGAAAAGUAUUUUUUCCUCUGUGCCAUAUUAAUUUAUAUAUGAAAACAUAUGAAUAUGCCAUAAUAUUAACAUGAAUAAUGUUUGUGGACAAACUUGUUUUAUAUAUAUUUGAGAGGUUAAUAAAUAAAUGUUUAAUACUUUGA